This is a messenger RNA of Schistocerca gregaria, 2367 nucleotides long. RefSeq names its product cysteine-rich with EGF-like domain protein 2 (gene Creld). The transcript is spliced from 7 exons. The coding region runs from base 111 to 1106 and encodes 331 amino acids. The record is from RefSeq and is a predicted model, not a curated record. NCBI's taxonomy places the organism in Eukaryota, Metazoa, Arthropoda, Insecta, Orthoptera, Acrididae. Gene Ontology annotation, molecular function: calcium ion binding.
UUGGUUGUUUUACUUGUUUGUAGUAUAACUCUGGAAAUACGAUUUGCCGGUAGCAUGGAUGGAUUACGUGUUCGAAUUGUAGCAGACGACUGACGGUAGGUCAAGCAGAAAUGUAUCGCAAGGCAGUUUUAUUAAUGUUGGUAACCCACUUGUUGUAUGCAGUAUCAGAUGACAAAGUUGACAAAUUACAUUCUCUAAAACUACCUCCAUGCCAAGCAUGCCGAGGUCUUGUUGCAUCAUUCAAGAAGGGACUGGAACGCACCGCUCGGGGUAAAUUUGAAGGUGGUGAUGCAGCGUGGGAAGAGGAGAAAUUGGGCAGUUAUGCCAGCAGUGAACUGCGUCUUGUGGAGAUACAGGAGGAGCUUUGCUCUGAUGUUGAACGUGGCAAGAACCAGUGUCAUCUGCUUGCUGAAGAUGCAGAGCAGUUAAUUGAAGAAUGGUGGUCUAGCGGACAAAAACAGGAUUUAUACAGCUGGCUGUGUAUUGAGAAACUGGAGUUCUGCUGUCCAGAAAAUCAUUUUGGAAGUGACUGUACACCAUGUCCUGGCUAUCCAGAUAAUAUUUGUGGUAAAAAUGGAAAGUGUAAGGGUGCAGGCACGCGUAAAGGUAAUGGUAAAUGUUUGUGUGAUUCUGGUUAUGCUGGUGAUAACUGUGAUCGAUGUAAUGAAACAAGCUAUGAAGCAUACCGUGAUGACACCAAACUACUUUGCUCUCCUUGCCAUAUGUCCUGUGUUAAUGGCUGUUCCGGAGCAGGUCCUAAAGGAUGUUCUUCAUGUAGAGAAGGGUGGCUGAAGGAUGAAAAAAUGGGCUGCAUUGAUGUAGAUGAGUGUUUGUCCUUAGACAGAGCAUGCCAUAAAAACCAGUUUUGCGUCAACAAUGAGGGAUCCUUUUCCUGUUUAGAUGAAAUGGAGGCACGGCAAAACUUCCACGCUAAACUGACUCGCUACCUGACAUACUUCGGUCUGUGUGUUGCAACCUGCAUUGUACUUCAGAAGAAUACUUUGGUUGCUGGAGCUAUAGGCUUGUCUGUAGCAUUAUAUAUUUCAGUGUCAGAGUACACUCUACGCUCAGCUCCAGCAUCUAGUCCAAUACUCAACAAAGUGUGAUGAUAAGACUGGUAUAUCAGUCAGUGGAGGUUACGUUGGCGGCUUUAUUGUUCAGUUUUAUCAACACUUUUGGGUGAAUAUUUCUAAUAGUCACACUCUUUGUGAUAUACUUUUCAUCUUCCUGGACAUGACAAAGUGGAAAGUACUAUGUAUAUCUUCCCAGGGCACGUAAGGGCAUUCACACAAUGAUUCAGUCAUGUUUAAGUUAUUUCAUUAUAGUUCCUUCAGCACAAGUAUUCAAUGGCUUUGUGUGUGUGUGUGUGUGUGUGUGUGUGUGUGUGUGUGUGUGUGUGUGUGUGUGUGUGUGUGUGUGUGUGUGUGUGUGAUGGGUUCCCAAUGCAAGUUUGUGUGUUUUGCACAGGGAUAUAUUUUUAAAUAGUUAGACAUGUAAGAAAUUUAUGUGCAAAUUUAAUGUUAUAUAUGUUGUUUGUUAGUUUCAGUUUAUUUUCUUAAUUUAUUAUGUUUACGGACCACUGGCAAAGACAUUUGUAUUUUAGUAAUUAUAUUAUUAUGUGACCAUUAAAAUGAGUGCUGUAAUAAACUCUUUUCUGUGAUAGUUGCAGUGUAACCUUCUAUUUAAAACUGGAAAAAAUGUUAAAAUAUUUAACAUUAACUAAAGUACCUAUAUUUCUUUUUCUGUAUAUUGCAGUUAUACUGUUAAAGUUGUUGGAAGAUUUUUAUGUUGAUUCUUAAGUAAUAUGAAUUUGCAUGGAAGAAUGGUCCCAUGGAUUGCACAUUUGUCUACAUCUGCCUUUGUACUUUAAAGCUGAUUUUCUAUGCCAGAACAGAAAGAAAGUGGUAAAUAUGUCUUACUGCAACUGAAAUAUCAGUGUAAUCCAGAUUCAAAACAUUCAUAACUAAUUUAGUUGCUAUUACUUCAGUACUCUCUGUGAAACUGUUGUGGCAGUAUGUGGCUCUUAAUGAAUAUUGUGGUGUGUGCUUCAUUGUUGAGAAGUGAUUUUUUUUUUUGCCUAUUUGCUGUAAAUGUAAAAAGAGAGUAUUACUCACUGGCACAAAAAGUAUGUGUAAAACUUCAGAAAUUCUCACGGGAGAAUUUGCUGUUUACUUUCAGAAUAGUUUUUUACAACAUUUAUUAAAUUUCUAAUACAAACUAUUACUUCCUCAAUUACAAAUCUCUACAGCGUUUUUGAACCUAUAGCUGAUGUGACUGCUUUCACGUAAUCUAUUUGUAACACUGCUGUUUGUGAUUGCUGUAAUCUGUGUAUGGCAAACGAUACUUCAUAAACAAUAGUAUAAUGAA